AUGCAAAGUCGACUUUCAUCAUCUCGACAGUCUCAGCUUGAUGACUCCGACGAUGAGGGCAUGUGGUCUCCUCUUCAGCUUGCAGCUGCGCAAGGCGAUCUACUCGAAGUACAACGGCUCUUAUCCCAAUCAAUGAACCCAAAUGAGCCCCCUAAGGGCUACUAUGGACAGACAGCUCUUCAAGCCGCCUCUCAUAAUGGGCAUCUCGCCGUGGCCGCCGCAGAGGGAGGCCAGAUCGAGCUACUACGAAGGCUGCUCGAACAAGGCGCAGAGGUUAACACCCCCUCCGCGAAGAAUCGCGGCCGCACUGCACUUCAAGCUGCUGCAUUAGGAGGUCACGCUGAGAUCGUGGAUAUUCUCCUGAGACCAUAA
Penicillium maclennaniae is the source of this 372-nucleotide messenger RNA. RefSeq names its product ankyrin repeat domain-containing protein. The record is from RefSeq and is a predicted model, not a curated record. Lineage: Eukaryota; Fungi; Ascomycota; Eurotiomycetes; Eurotiales; Aspergillaceae. The transcript is spliced from 2 exons. Gene Ontology annotation, molecular function: protein binding. The coding region runs from base 1 to 372 and encodes 123 amino acids.